Molecule: messenger RNA, 2885 nt
Organism: Copidosoma floridanum
Lineage: Eukaryota; Metazoa; Arthropoda; Insecta; Hymenoptera; Encyrtidae
Product: dynein intermediate chain 2, ciliary
Biological process (GO): cilium movement; outer dynein arm assembly
Cellular component (GO): outer dynein arm
Molecular function (GO): dynein light chain binding; dynein heavy chain binding
Source: RefSeq, a predicted model, not a curated record
AUGCCGCCGUCGGCGCAAAAGAGGCAGUCGUCGAGGCCGUCGGAAGUAAGUAUGGCUGUGAGCCGAGUUUCGAGGAUCGAUUUCGGGUCCGACGGGGCGGAAUGGACGCGCGGCAAGAUCCUCCUGAAGCCCGACGACCAGCUCCAGCUCACGGAAACGGAGCUGGACGAGGAGAUCGCCCGGGUCCUGACGACGCGCAACACCCGCAAAUCGGACAACGUGGUCGAGUGGUCGUUCAAGCUCGGCGAGUUCAUCCCGGUACCCGACCCACCAACCGUCGUCACCGUGAUAGACGCCUCGGGCACGCUCCUGCACCGCGACAGCGACGAAGCUAAGAUACAACUGACCGGACACACUUUGGGUGGCGAGGACGAUGAUGGCAACGAGGAGGAGGAGGAGGAGGAGGAGGAAGAGGAGGAGGAGGAGGAAGAGGUCAAAGGCAAGGAGGAGGACGAGGGUAUAGGAGAGGAGGAGGAGGAGGGCAACGAAGGAGCGGAAAAGGAGGAGGACAAGCCGGGCGGAGAGCCCGACGAGGAGGAGGAGGGCGGCGAGGUCAAUCGCGGCCCGAAGAAGGUACCGAACCAGUUCAACUUUUGCGAGAGGGCCGCUCUGACGUACGACAAUUUGAUGAGGGACACGACGACGCAAACAUUGCCACCACCAACGGCCUCGAUGUCGGGCAGCGUGUACCAGUGGACAAUUCUCGACAGCUACCUGGAGGACUACGCCCAGCAGCAGCGCGAGAAGGAAAAGGAGCGCAAGGUCCACGUUACCUCGAGGAAGGACGACGCCAGGAAAAAGGGGCAACAGGAGAGCUCAGUGAUGACCGGUCGGAUGCUGCAAGCCGUCAAAACCCUCGAGCGGAUGGUCAACCAGAACGUCUACGACGACAUACUCCAAGAUUACAGGUACUGGGACGAUCCGAGCGACGAGUUCAAGGACAGCGAGGGCUCGCUGCUGCCCCUGUGGAAGUUUGGCUACGAGAAAACGAAGAAGCACGACGUCACGGACUUGUGCUUCAACGCGCAGUACUACGAUAUGUUUGCCGUCGCCUACGGAUCGAUGAUGUUCGACAGCCCGAUGCAGAGCGGCGCCAUUUGUCUCUUCUCGGUGAAAAACCCGUCCUUCCCCGAAUGGAUCUGCCCGACCGAGUCACCCGUCAUGUGUCUCGACUUCAACGCGAGGAACCCGAACCUUCUCGUCAUCGGCACACUGGACGGUACUGUGGCGGUCUACAAUGUGAUGCUGACGAGCCCAACCCCGAUGUACAAGAGCAACGACGUAACCCAGAAACACGGCGGCAUCGUUUGGCAAGUCGUGUGGGCUCCGAACACGGAGGAUGGCAACCUGGCCUUUUACAGCGUGAGCAUCGACGGGAGGAUCAACCACUGGGUCCUCAACCAGAGCGACCUCGGCGUCACGACUGUCAUGACCCUCUUUCUCGACCAACCUCCCGUCCCAGGGCCCGACGGCACCACCAUCACCCUCAAAGGCUGCGGCACCUGCAUAGCCUUCCACCCGAGCGAUCCCAACGUGUUUCUCGUGGGUACCGAGGAAGGCCACAUCUACAAGUGCAACACGGCCUACAGCAGCGUUUACAUGAGGACCUACGCCGACGCCCACGACAUGCCCAUCUACCGGAUCGUCUUCAACAAGUUCAACUCGAGUAUCUUCGCCAGCUGCUCCUGCGACUGGAGGAUCAAGAUCUGGGAGGACGACAGGCCAGAGCCGCUGUUCAUGUUCGAUCUUGGGGUGCCGAUCGGCGACGUCCAGUGGGCGCCGUACAGUUCGACGGUGCUCGCGUGCGUCUCGGACGACGGUCAAGUGACCGUCUUUGAUCUCAACGUCAACAAGUAUCGGCCGAUCUGCAGCCAAGCGGUCGUCAACAAACGUCGCAACAAACUCACGAGGCUGGCCUUCAAUCACACCUUGCCGUUUAUCAUCGUGGGAGAUGACAAGGGUACAAUAAACGCCAUGAAAUUGUCGCCGAAUUUGCGAACAAAGACAAAGCCGUCGAAAAAACAAGCCAACAUGUCGCGGGACGACCUGGAAAUAGCGAAACUGGAAAAACUGCUGAGUUUCGUGCGCGAACCUCCCGUUUUAACACCACCGGAGGACAUAAACAUCACCACCGAUUAACAAUAAAGCGAAAUUCAACGAAUCAACACACGCGCAACGUAAUUCAAUCUUUUUUUGUUUCCUUACGUCGAUAAAUCAACAAUAACCUCUUUUUUUCCCUCCAACUUGUCAACAAUAACAUUAUUAUCAAUAGAUUUAUCAUUAGUUUGUUUGAUUACAUCAAGUGACUCUUACUUUUGGCACACUAAUUUUCCAUGCUUUUUUUCUGCAAACGUCGACAGACUGCGUCAAAGAAAGUUUUAACUUCGUUACGACGACGAGGUCGUUUAAUUCAUCCAUUUCUCUCGUCAUGGCAAAGAAAUCAAAAAAAAAAUUUUUUUUUUUUCAAUUACAGCUCACAAUUUCGUUCUCUAGAAAAAAUACGCAACUACCGAGUAUACAAAAUGGGGAUAAAAAAUAGUAAAAUUCCCAAAAAUUCAGUGGACGUUUCUUCCUCUCCGUAUUUUGAAGCCUCUUUCUUCGUUUCUCUUUGACAUGAAACUCUUUUGUACCAAUAUAAUUAUAUUACGACUGCAAAUCCUGUCGAUUAUACCCUGCUACAGUAAAGCUGGACAUCGCAUGUAUUUAACAUAUUACACACGAUUCGAAUUUGUCUUGUACAAGCUCGAUAAUAAUAACAAUAAUAAUAAUCAUCAUCCAAGGGUAAAUUCCGUCAUCACCCAUACGAUAUAAAAAACAAGUUGUUUGAAAAAUCGCAAAAAGCAACCAUGUGCGAAAAAAAAAAAAAAAAAAAAUGAAGAAAAAAA